Messenger RNA from Copidosoma floridanum, 3195 nucleotides. RefSeq names its product E3 ubiquitin-protein ligase RNF19B. Gene Ontology annotation, biological process: protein ubiquitination. Gene Ontology annotation, molecular function: ubiquitin-protein transferase activity; zinc ion binding. The record is from RefSeq and is a predicted model, not a curated record. NCBI's taxonomy places the organism in Eukaryota, Metazoa, Arthropoda, Insecta, Hymenoptera, Encyrtidae.
AAUUGUUGUGUGCGCGCUUUCGUGCACUCGUACAUGUUUUUGUGCACUCGUACCUCGUACGUGUUUUUUGUGAACUCCUCACGUCCUCACUCCUCACUCCUCAUAUACUUGUCUUGUGCGUGUUUAUACGUUUUUAUGCAGAUGUCGUCGUGACCGGGCUUCCGUAGUCCGUAUACUUACGUAUCGUAUCGGAGAAUCAGAAUCGUGAGUACAUAUAUAAAUAUAGCGGAGCGGACAGUACAGCGUCGGAACGGACUCCGAAGAUUGUAAUUGGGAGUCGAAGUUUUGGAGUCAGGCCUUGAAGACGUCGAGAUUGAGAAUUGAGACUACUACACGAAUGACUAUAAGCCGCGGAGGUGACCGAAUAAGAUAUAAAUUGAGUAAAGAACGAAAAGGUUACAAAAAUUUACAGUUGAAUGCUUGAGUACUAAUUGUCUCUGAAAGGCAAGAAUGACAGUUUGGUGAACCAAUUAGUGUUGAAGAAUGGUGAAGGACAACGAAUUAGGAUCAGCAGGAUGCAGUGGCAUAAACUCAAGGCAACGGAGGCUAAUUCCACGCUUCUCUCUCAGAAGACUACCAUAUUCACUUCCAAUUAUAGGUCGUCGAAUUUCCAGGCCUCCUCCAUCUGGAAACAGAAAUACCAAAGGAAAAGAAUCAUUGAACAAGCCGCAAGAUAUAGAGAAAGGUGAAGCUAAAAUUAAUAAUGGUUCAGGCCAUGUGCAAUAUCAUUCCGGAGACUUGCAUAGAACAUUCAGUAAAGGAUCUGUUCUUUCAGCGGUUGCAGGAAAAAGCAAUGAAAAUGGGAUCAUAGAAUGUCCUCUGUGCCUGGCAGAGCUUCCAGCAGAAUUGUUUCCUACAAUACAGUCAUGUCAUCACCGUAGCUGUUAUGACUGCUUUCAACAGUAUUUGAAAGUUGAAAUAUCUGAAUCUAGAGUCAACAUAGCUUGCCCAGAAUGUACAGAACCUUUACACCCAAAUGAUAUUCGAAUGAUUCUCAAUGAUCAAGUUCAAUUGGAAAAGUACGAAGAUUUCAUGGUGAGACGAGUAUUGGCAGUUGAACCGGAUGCAAGAUGGUGUCCAGCACCAGAUUGCAGCUAUGCUGUGAUCGCUUCUGGCUGUGCCUCGUGUCCAAAGCUGCGGUGCGAAAGACCUGGUUGUGACUCCUGCUUUUGCUAUCACUGCAAAGCUCGAUGGCAUCCAAACCAAACAUGCGACGCUGCACGAGCACAGCGUGCACAGUAUUAUGAACGUAAUUCACCCCUCAAUUUUAAUCAAAUAGAUGCUCAACAGAGGGAUGAUAUUAAACCUUGCCCUCGCUGUCAAGUGCUCAUUUUUAAAAUGGACGACGGCAGUUGCAAUCAUAUGACGUGCGCUGUGUGCGCAGCGGAGUUCUGUUGGCUCUGCAUGAAAGAAAUCAGUGAUCUCCACUAUCUUAGUCCUUCUGGUUGCACGUUUUGGGGUAAAAAGCCAUGGUCCCGUAAAAAGAAAAUUCUCUGGCAGCUAGGAACAUUAGUCGGAGCUCCGGUAGGCAUUGGCCUUGUAGCUGGUAUUGCCGUUCCUGCCAUAAUCAUAGGUAUCCCUGUAUGGGUUGGACGAAAAUUGUACACCAGGUACAAAAAAGUCAAUAAGCACAAAAGAAAUGCAUUUGUCGCUGGCGGAGUCACGGCAUCGAUCCUGAUAUCACCAGUACUGGCAGGCUUGGCAGUGGGCAUCGGCGUGCCGAUUCUACUGUUUUACGUCUACGGCGUGGUACCGGUCUCAUUGUGCCGUAGCGGCGGCUGUGGCGUUUCGACCAGCGGCUCCGGCGUACGAUUCGACUUUGACGACGAGAACGAGCUCAUGGGUGCCCUUGGAGCCCGGAACACCGGAGACGCAGCCUCCAUAGACGUAGCGAGUCACCGAGGCGGAAACCCGUCGAUCGGAGAGGCCUCUCUGUCGCUGGGUAGCGGCAGCCAACUGGAGAAACUAGGCCGCGAGAACGACCGCGAAAGCGCGAGCAACGUUGCCCUCGCCGGCGUAAGCAUCGCGGGAAGCAUCGCCUCGAGCGUCCUCCCCGGUGGCCAGAGGUUGGAGGUUCAGGCGGACGUGACGUCAACGCAGCGCUUUAGUCUUUGUAGCGAGACAGCCUCGGCGACGACGAGCCUCUCGGAAAAGUCCGUCAACGCAUCCAUCGCCCCGGACGACGGAGCAGCAUCAACUCGUGCCCUCGCUGGCUCCGUUCUCAACAUGAAGCUAGUACCGGACGCAUCGGCCGAGGGCUCAGCUCCUGCAGCGUCUGUUGCUGCGACCUCCGCGACGACGACUGUCACGAGUACGGUGGCAGCUUCUAUUGCUGCCACGACCCAGAUGGACUCCUCCUCCGGCCAGGCGACCUCGCUCAGCUCGCUCGAGGAGAUCGCGCCCGGUAGUCUGGCCAAGAGGACGCGACGUAGGCCGGCUGGCAAUAACAAUAACACCAGCGACAAGCAACAGCAGCAAAACAGCGAUGCGAGCAGUGGCUGGACUAGCGCCGAGGAUGGGAGCAGCGAGCGGGUCAGGUUCGAUCACCACGUGAGCUUUAUCGAGGCUGACCAGGGGGUGGUCGCUAACGAUAGUGUCGAUACUGCUGUCAUUGCUGUCACUGGCGGUGGUUGUGGUAGUGGUGGCGCCAAGGGACCCGCCAGUCGGCGCAAAAGGAGUACCAGCAGGGAGCUCGAGAAGGAAGCCGUAGCCGUUGCUGCUACAGCAGCCGGUGCUAGUGAGGACGACGCGCGCCGAACUCUGAGAUCCCAGAGUAAAGAUAUUUUGGAGCCACCCAGAGGGUUGGUGGGGCCCGUGAACAUUUCAAACCUGAGAAAUGUCUUUUUUCACGAUUUUUCAGCUAGCGAGACACGUUUACCAGUAAUUGAGGAGCCAUUUUCCAUAACGUUUCAGACAAACACAACGCACGUGGACAAUUAUCCAGUCGAGUCAGCGGUUGAAGCUGAGUUGGACAAAAACUUAAAUUGUUAAAACGUAAAAUAAAACCCGUUAACAUCAAGGAAGCAUAAUAAUAAUUGCAAGCGUUAUGGGGUAAAAGCUAAUUUGGGUUAUGAUUAUCUCUUUCCUACCAAAUGCUACAAACAAGAGUAAAAUUAGUACUUUUUAAACAGGCCUCACCUCGUUAACACUUCCAAGCAUUCUGUUAUGUAUGUACUUUAAGGGCAAAAUAUAACU